Molecule: messenger RNA, 1868 nt
Organism: Dendroctonus ponderosae (mountain pine beetle)
Lineage: Eukaryota; Metazoa; Arthropoda; Insecta; Coleoptera; Curculionidae
Product: sperm-associated antigen 6
Exons: 10
Coding region: 73-1755 (560 amino acids)
Biological process (GO): cilium movement
Cellular component (GO): microtubule cytoskeleton
Molecular function (GO): microtubule binding
Source: RefSeq, a predicted model, not a curated record
GUGUUUACAAGCAUUCGAUAGAACUGUCUGUAAAAAUUUAAACUGUCUUUAUGACAUCUUGCAAAACCCAAAAUGACCAGUCGUUCUAUUUUACAAGUUUUUGAGAAUUAUCAAAAAUCUAGACUAGCUUUCGCUCAAACCAUAAGCGAUUUAGCUACUAGACCUCAAAAUGUUGACCUUAUGAAAGGAGCUCAUGUUUUAGAUCUACUCAAACCAUUAAUUAUGGAUGUUUGUCCCCAAAUAAAGCAGUGCGCUUCAAUAGCCCUUGGAAGACUUGUUCAUAAUGAUCCCGCUAUAGCUGAAGAGUUGCUUGAUGUUGGUAUAUUGAGCAUAUUAUUGCACAAUGCGGGAACCGGCAAUAAGUAUCAGAAAACCGCAGUUUUGUUCGUCCUGAGAUCAAUUUGCAAACACAACGAAAAAACAGCCCAGUCGGUUGUUAAAAAUGGGGGACUUCAGACAUUGGUUUACUGCCUUGAAGACUUUGAGCCAGCAGUCAAAGAGUCGGCAGCCUGGGGCAUUGGUUACAUUGCGCGACAUAGUCAGAAAUUAGCCCAAGAAUGUGUUAAUGCUGGCGUUCUUCCACUUUUGAUGCUAACUCUUCAGGAACCAGAGCUGAGCCUAAAGCAAAUUGCCACGAGCGCUGUAACUGACAUAGCUAAGCAUUGCGAGGAUUUAGCAGUAUGUGUUGUUGAUGCGGGCAUUGUACCGUACUUAGCAAAAAAUUUGCAAAACAGUGACGAGAAGCUCAAAAGACAAUGCUUAGCAGCUUUGAGUGCGAUCGCUAAGCAUUCUCCAGAGCUGGCCGAGGUUGUGGUAGAAGCGGAAAUAUUCCCAUCAGUGUCCCAACAUCUUUCACAUGCUUGUCCAGCUAUAAGACGAAAUGCUGCUUGCCUCAUUCGAGAUAUUGCUAAGCAAUCACUAGAGCUGACUCAGUUUGUUGCCAACACAGGAGGAAUUGGAUCUUUGUUGGAGGUGCUAUUUCAAUAUCCGGUUAAACAACCCGAUCCAGUAAAUGAUGCACGAAUUCCGUGCGUCAGUGCCUUGGGCUUCAUUGCAGGGCAAUCAGCUCAGCUAGCGAUGACGGUGUUGGGAUGUCGCACAAUUCAAGUUUUAGCUGUAAUGUUGAAUGAUUCAACUGACGAAAAUCUUUUAACUGUUACUGCCUGGACCAUAGGACAAAUUGGACGACACAGUCCUGAACAUUCUGCAGCUGUGGCAAGCGCUAACAUUUUCCCAAGAUUGGUGCAAAUUUUCCAAAACCCAGAAUCAUCAUUAGAUCUUAAAACCAAAUGCCAUGGUGCUCUGAAAUUAUGUCUGCAAAAUUGCUUGCUCGUAUCAGCUUUGGAACCGUUGCUGUCUCUGGCACCACCUGAUAUCUUGAAAUAUGUGUUGGGACAAUACAGCAAGGUACUUCCAAAUGAUCCAAAAGCAAGACGACUCUUCGUUACAUCUGGGGGAUUGAAAAAAGUUCAAAUGUUAAAUGCAAAACCUGGCACGACGUUAAUGGAAUACAUCACAGUGAUAAACUCCUGUUUUCCUGAAGAAAUUGUCAGAUUUUACUCUCCAGGAUACCCAGACAGUUUGCUAGACAAAGUGGAACAGUAUGCUCCCCAAUUAAUGACAGUUCUUCGUGAAACGGAACAAACUAAUGAAGAAAUCCAAACAGAGAUAGUCAAUGCGGUAGCUAAAGAUGAGCUGAGCUCGGACUCUGAUUCUGCGCACGCUGUUGCGGGUGCUGAUCGGUCGUCGCAUUAAUUUACUUAUGUACGUCCCUUAAAUAUUCACUUGUUAUACACUAUAACAAAUUAUUUUACAAAUCGUGCUAAAAUUACUUUGGUCAAUAAAACGGAGUCAAGUAAUCGGUUGAA